Molecule: messenger RNA, 12141 nt
Organism: Knipowitschia caucasica
Lineage: Eukaryota; Metazoa; Chordata; Actinopteri; Gobiiformes; Gobiidae
Source: the annotation of a GenBank genome assembly
AUGUCAACGGGGAACGCGUCCAACAGUCAGUCCAUCAGUCAGUCCAACAGUCAGUCCAUCAGUCAGUCCAACAGUCAGUCCAUCAGUCAGUCCAUCAGUCAGUCCAACAGUCAUUACAUCAGUCAGUCCAACAGUCAGUCCAACAGUCAUUCCAACUGUCAGUCCAUCAGUCAGUCCAACAGUCAGUCCAUCAGUCCAACAGUCAGUCCAACAGUCAUUCCAUCAGUCACUCCAACAGUCAGUCCAACAGUCACUCCAACAGUCAGUCCAACAGUCAGUCCAUCAGUCAGUCCAACAGUCAGUCCAACUGUCAGUCCAUCAGUGAAUCCAACAGUCAGUCCAUCAGUCCAACAGUCAGUCCAUCAGUCCAACAGUCAGUCCAUCAGUCGGUCCCACAGUAAGUCCAACAGUCAGUCCAACCGUCAGUCCAACCGUCAGUCCAACCGUCAGUCCAACCGUCAUCAGUCCAACAGUCAGUCCAACAGUCAGUCCAACCAUCAGUCCAACAGUCAGUCCAAAAGUAAGUCCAUCAGUCAGUCGAACAGUCAGUCCAACAGUCAGUCCACCAGUCAGUCCACCAGUCAGUCCAACAGUCAGUCCAACUGUCAGUCCAUCAGUCAGUCCAACAGUCAGUCCAUCAGUCCAACAGUCAGUCCAACCGUUAGUCCAACAGUCAGUCCAUCAGUCAGUUCAACAGUCAGUCCAUCAGUCAAUUCCACAGUCAGUCCAACAGUCAGUCCACUAGUCAGUCCAACAGUCAGUCCAACUGUCAGUCCAUCCGUCAGUCCAAAAGUCCAUCAGUCCAACAGUCAGUCCAACCGUCAGUCCAACAGUCAGUCCAUCAGUCAAUUCCACAGUCAGUCCAUCAGUCAGUCUCACAGUAAGUCCAACAGUCAGUCCAACCGUCAGUCCAUCAGUCAGUCCAUCUGUCAGUCCAACAGUCAGUCCAUCAAUCAGUCCAUCAGUCAGUCCAUCAGUCAGUUCAUCAGUCAGUCCAUCAGUCAGUCCAUCAGUCAGUCCAUCAGUCAGUCCGUCAGUCCGUCAGUCCAACAGUCAGUCCAAAAGUCCAACCGUCAGUCCACCAGUCAGUCCAACCGUCAGUCCAACAGUCAGUCCAUCAGUCAUUCCAACAGUAAGUCCAUCAGUCCAAUAGUCAGUCCAACAGUCAGUCUAACAGUCAGUCCAUCAGUCCAUCCAACAGUCAGUCCAACCAUCAGUCCAACAGUCAGUCCAACAGUCAGUCCAAAAGUUAGUCCAUCAGUCAGUCCAACAGUCAGUCCAACAGUAAGUCCAUCAGUCCAACAGUCAGUCCAUAGGUCAGUCCAUCAGUCAGUCCAUCAGUCCAACAGUCAGUCCAUCAGUCAGUCUCACAGUAAGUCCAACAGUCAGUCCAACCGUCAGUCCAACCGUCAGUCCAUCAGUCAGUCCAUCAGUCAGUCCAACAGUCAGUCCAUCAGUCAGUCCAACAGUCAGUCCAUCAGUCAGUCCAUCAGUCAGUCUGUCAGUCCAACAGUCAUUCCAUCAGUCAGUCCAACAGUCAGUCCAACAGUCAGUCCAAAACUCCAACCUCAGUCCAAUAGUCAGUCCAACAGUCAGUCUAACAGUCAGUCCAUCAGUCAGUCCAACAGUCAGUCCAACAGUCAGUCCAACCAUCAGUCCAACAGUGAGUCCAAAAUCCAUCAGUCAGUCCAACAGUCAGUCCAUCAGUCCAACAGUCAGUCUAACAGUCAGUCCAUCAGUCAGUCCAACAGUCAGUCCAACAGUCAGUCCAACCAUCAGUCCAACAGUCAGUCCAAAAGUAAGUCCAUCAGUCAGUCGAACAGUCAGUCCAACAGUCAGACCAACAGUAAGUCCAACAGUCAGUCCAACUGUCAGUCCAUCAGUCAGUCCAACAGUCAGUCCAUCAGUCCAACAGUCAGUCCAACCGUCAGUCCAACAGUCAGUCCAUCAGUCAGUUCAACAGUCAGUCCAUCAGUCAAUUCCACAGUCAGUCCAACAGUCAGUCCACCAGUCAGUCCAACAGUCAGUCCAACUGUCAGUCCAUCCGUCAGUCCAACAGUCCAUCAGUCCAACAGUCAGCUCAACCGUCAGUCCAACAGUCAGUCCAUCAGUCAGUUCAACAGUCAGUCCAUCAGUCAAUUCCACAGUCAGUCCAUCAGUCAGUCUCACAUCCAUCAGUCCAACAGUCAGUCCAUCAGUCAGUCCCACAGUAAGUCCAACAGUCAGUCCAACCGUCAGUCCAACCGUCAGUCCAUCAGUCAGUCCAUCAGUCAGUCCAACAGUCAGUCCAUCAGUAAGUCCAACAGUCAGUCCAUCAGUCAGUCCAUCAGUCCAACAGUCAGUCCAUCAGUCAGUCUCACAUCAGUCCAUCAGUCCAACAGUCAGUCCAUCAGUCAGUCCCACAGUAAGUCCAACAGUCAGUCCAACCGUCAGUCCAACCGUCAGUCCAUCAGUCAGUCCAUCAGUCAGUCCAACAGUCAGUCUAACAGUCAGUCCAUCAGUCAGUCCAACAGUCAGUCCAACAGUCAGUCCAACCAUCAGUCCAACAGUCAGUCCAAAAUCCAUCAGUCCAAUAGUCAGUCCAACAGUCAGUCCAACAGUCAGUCCAACCGUCAGUCCAUCAGUCAGUCCAACAGUCAGUCCAACCAUCAGUCCAACAGUCAGUCCAAAAGUAAGUCCAUCAGUCAGUCGAAAUGUCAGUCCAUCAGUCAGUCCAACAGUCAGUCCAACAGUAAGUCCAUCAGUCCAACAGUCAGUCCAUCAGUUCAACAGUCAGUCCAACCAUCAGUCAAACAGUCAGUCCACCAGUCCAACAGUCAGUCCAACCGUCAGUCCAACAGUCAGUCCAUCAGUCAGUUCAACAGUCAGUCCAUCAGUCAAUUCCACAGUCAGUCCAACUGUCAGUCCAACAGUCAGUCAAUCAGUCCAACAGUCAGUCCAACCGUCAGUCCAACAUUCAACAGUCAGUCCAACCAUCAGUCAAACAGUAAGUCCAACAGUCAGUCCACCAGUCAGUCCAACAGUCAGUCCAACUGUCAGUCCAUCAGUCAGUCCAACAGUCAGUCCAACCGUCAGUCCAUCAUUCAGUCCAUCAGUCAGUCCAACAGUCAGUCCAUCAGUCAGUCCAUCAGUCAGUCCGUCAGUCCAACAGUCAUUCCAUCAGUCAGUCCAACAGUCAAUCAAACAGUCAGUCCAAAAGUCCAACCGUCAGUCCAACAGUCAGUCCAUCAAUUAUUCCAACAGUCAGUCCAUAAGUCCAACAGUCAGUCCAUCAGUCCAAUAGUCAGUCCAACAGUCAGUCUAACAGUCAGUCCAUCAGUCAGUCCAACAGUCAGUCCAACAGUCAGUCCAACCAUCAGUCCAACAGUCAGUCCAACCAUCAGUCCAACAGUCAGUCCAAAAGUAAGUCCAUCAGUCAGACGAAAAGUCAGUCCAUCAGUCAGUCCAACAGUCAGUCCAACAGUCAUUCCAAGAGUCAGUCCAAAAGUUAGUCCAUCAGUCAGUCCAACAGUCAGUCCAACAGUCAGUCCAACAGUCAUUCCAAGAGUCAGUCCAAAAGUUAGUCCAUCAGUCAGUCCAACAGUCAGUCCAACAGUAAGUCCAUCAGUCCAACAGUCAGUCCAUCAGUUCAACAGUCAGUCCAACCAUCAGUCAAACAGUCAGUCCAACAGUCAGUCAAUCAGUCAGUCCAACAGUCAGUCCAUCAGUCAGUCCAUCAGUCAGUCCAUCAGUCAGUCCAACAGUCAGUCCAACAGUCAAGCCAUCAGUCAGUCCAACAGUCAGUCCAAAAGUCAGUCCAACAGUCAGUCCAACAGUCAGUCCAACAGUCAGUCCAUCAUUCAGUCCAACCGUCAGUCCAACAGUCAGUCCAACCGUCAGUCCAACAGUCAGUCCAUCACUCAGUCCAACAGUCAGUCCAACAGUCAGUCCAUCAGUCAGUCCAACCGUCCAACAAUCAGUCCAACAGUCACUCUAACAGUCACUCAAAGAGUCAGUCCAACAGUCAGUCCAUCAGUCAGUCCAACAGUCAGUCCAACAGUCCAUCAGUCCGUCCACCGUCAGUCCAACAGUCAGUCCAACAGUCAGUCCAUCUGUCAGUCCAACCGUCAGUCCAACAGUCCAACCGUUAGUCCGACAGUCAGUCCAACCGUUAGUCCGACAGUCAGUCCAACAGUCAUUCCAUCAAGCACUCCAACAGUCAGUCCAACAGUCACUCCAACAGUCAGUCCAACAGUCAGUCCAUCAGUCAGUCCAACAGUCAGUCCAACUGUCAGUCCAUCAGUCAAUCCGACAGUCAGUCCAUCAGUCCAACAGUCAUUCCAUCAGUCCAACAGUCAGUCCAUCAGUCAGUCGCACAGUAAGUCCAACAGUCAGUCCAUCAGGCAGUCUCACAGUAAGUCCAACAGUCAGUCCAACCGUCAGUCCAACCGUCAGUCCAACCGUCAGUCCAUCAGUCAGUACAUCAGUCAGUCCAAGAGUAAGUCCAUCAGUCAGUCCAACAGUCAAUCUGUCAGUCCAACAGUCAUUCCAUCAGUCAGUCCAACAGUCAGUCCAACAGUCAGUCCAAAAGUCCAACCGUCAGUCCAACAGUCAGUCCAACCGUCAGUCCAACAGUCAGUCCAUCAGUCCAACAGUCAGUCCAACAGUCAGUCUAACAGUCAGUCCAUCAGUCAGUCCAACAGUCAGUCCAACAGUCAGUCCAACCAUCAGUCCAACAGUCAGUCCAAAAGUAAGUCCAUCAGUCAGUCGAAAAGUCAGUCCAUCAGUCAGUCCAACAGUCAGUCCAACAGUAAGUCAAUCAGUCCAACAGUCAGUCCAUCAGUUCAACAGUCAGUCCAACCAUCAGUCAAACAGUCAGUCCAACAGUCAGUACACCAGUCAGUCCAACAGUCAGUCCAACAGUCAGUACAUCAGUCAGUCCAACAGUCAGUCCAUCAGUCCAACAGUCAGUCCAACCGUCAGUCCAGCAGUCAGUCCAUCAGUCAGUCCAACAGUCAGUCCAUCAGUCAAUUCCACAGUCAGUCCAACAGUCAGUCCAACUGUCAGUCCAUCCGUCAGUCCAACAGUCAGUCCAUCAGUCCAACAGUCAGUCCAACCGUCAGUCCAACAGUCAGUCCAUCAGUCAGUCUCACAUCAGUCCAUCAGUCCAACAGUCAGUCCAUCAGUCAGUCCCACAGUAAGUCCAACAGUCAGUCCAACCGUCAGUCCAACCGUCAGUCCAUCAGUCAGUCCAUCAGUCAGUCCAACAGUCAGUCUAACAGUCAGUCCAUCAGUCAGUCCAACAGUCAGUCCAACAGUCAGUCCAACCAUCAGUCCAACAGUCAGUCCAAAAUCCAUCAGUCCAAUAGUCAGUCCAACAGUCAGUCCAACAGUCAGUCCAACCGUCAGUCCAUCAGUCAGUCCAACAGUCAGUCCAACCAUCAGUCCAACAGUCAGUCCAAAAGUAAGUCCAUCAGUCAGUCGAAAUGUCAGUCCAUCAGUCAGUCCAACAGUCAGUCCAACAGUAAGUCCAUCAGUCCAACAGUCAGUCCAUCAGUUCAACAGUCAGUCCAACCAUCAGUCAAACAGUCAGUCCACCAGUCCAACAGUCAGUCCAACCGUCAGUCCAACAGUCAGUCCAUCAGUCAGUUCAACAGUCAGUCCAUCAGUCAAUUCCACAGUCAGUCCAACUGUCAGUCCAACAGUCAGUCAAUCAGUCCAACAGUCAGUCCAACCGUCAGUCCAACAUUCAACAGUCAGUCCAACCAUCAGUCAAACAGUAAGUCCAACAGUCAGUCCACCAGUCAGUCCAACAGUCAGUCCAACUGUCAGUCCAUCAGUCAGUCCAACAGUCAGUCCAACCGUCAGUCCAUCAUUCAGUCCAUCAGUCAGUCCAACAGUCAGUCCAUCAGUCAGUCCAUCAGUCAGUCCGUCAGUCCAACAGUCAUUCCAUCAGUCAGUCCAACAGUCAAUCAAACAGUCAGUCCAAAAGUCCAACCGUCAGUCCAACAGUCAGUCCAUCAAUUAUUCCAACAGUCAGUCCAUAAGUCCAACAGUCAGUCCAUCAGUCCAAUAGUCAGUCCAACAGUCAGUCUAACAGUCAGUCCAUCAGUCAGUCCAACAGUCAGUCCAACAGUCAGUCCAACCAUCAGUCCAACAGUCAGUCCAACCAUCAGUCCAACAGUCAGUCCAAAAGUAAGUCCAUCAGUCAGACGAAAAGUCAGUCCAUCAGUCAGUCCAACAGUCAGUCCAACAGUCAUUCCAAGAGUCAGUCCAAAAGUUAGUCCAUCAGUCAGUCCAACAGUCAGUCCAACAGUCAGUCCAACAGUCAUUCCAAGAGUCAGUCCAAAAGUUAGUCCAUCAGUCAGUCCAACAGUCAGUCCAACAGUAAGUCCAUCAGUCCAACAGUCAGUCCAUCAGUUCAACAGUCAGUCCAACCAUCAGUCAAACAGUCAGUCCAACAGUCAGUCAAUCAGUCAGUCCAACAGUCAGUCCAUCAGUCAGUCCAUCAGUCAGUCCAUCAGUCAGUCCAACAGUCAGUCCAACAGUCAAGCCAUCAGUCAGUCCAACAGUCAGUCCAAAAGUCAGUCCAACAGUCAGUCCAACAGUCAGUCCAACAGUCAGUCCAUCAUUCAGUCCAACCGUCAGUCCAACAGUCAGUCCAACCGUCAGUCCAACAGUCAGUCCAUCACUCAGUCCAACAGUCAGUCCAACAGUCAGUCCAUCAGUCAGUCCAACCGUCCAACAAUCAGUCCAACAGUCACUCUAACAGUCACUCAAAGAGUCAGUCCAACAGUCAGUCCAUCAGUCAGUCCAACAGUCAGUCCAACAGUCCAUCAGUCCGUCCACCGUCAGUCCAACAGUCAGUCCAACAGUCAGUCCAUCUGUCAGUCCAACCGUCAGUCCAACAGUCCAACCGUUAGUCCGACAGUCAGUCCAACCGUUAGUCCGACAGUCAGUCCAACAGUCAUUCCAUCAAGCACUCCAACAGUCAGUCCAACAGUCACUCCAACAGUCAGUCCAACAGUCAGUCCAUCAGUCAGUCCAACAGUCAGUCCAACUGUCAGUCCAUCAGUCAAUCCGACAGUCAGUCCAUCAGUCCAACAGUCAUUCCAUCAGUCCAACAGUCAGUCCAUCAGUCAGUCGCACAGUAAGUCCAACAGUCAGUCCAUCAGGCAGUCUCACAGUAAGUCCAACAGUCAGUCCAACCGUCAGUCCAACCGUCAGUCCAACCGUCAGUCCAUCAGUCAGUACAUCAGUCAGUCCAAGAUCAGUCCAACAGUCAGUCCAACAGUCAGUCCAAAAGUCCAACCGUCAGUCCAACAGUCAGUCCAACCGUCAGUCCAACAGUCAGUCCAUCAGUCCAACAGUCAGUCCAACAGUCAGUCUAACAGUCAGUCCAUCAGUCAGUCCAACAGUCAGUCCAACAGUCAGUCCAACCAUCAGUCCAACAGUCAGUCCAAAAGUAAGUCCAUCAGUCAGUCGAAAAGUCAGUCCAUCAGUCAGUCCAACAGUCAGUCCAACAGUAAGUCAAUCAGUCCAACAGUCAGUCCAUCAGUUCAACAGUCAGUCCAACCAUCAGUCAAACAGUCAGUCCAACAGUCAGUACACCAGUCAGUCCAACAGUCAGUCCAACUGUCAGUUCAUCAGUCAGUCCAACAGUCAGUCCAUCAGUCCAACAGUCAGUCCAACCGUCAGUCCAGCAGUCAGUCCAUCAGUCAGUCCAACAGUCAGUCCAUCAGUCAAUUCCACAGUCAGUCCAACAGUCAGUCCAACUGUCAGUCCAUCCGUCAGUCCAACAGUCAGUCCAUCAGUCCAACAGUCAGUCCAACCGUCAGUCCAACAGUCAGUCCAUCAGUCAGUCUCACAUCAGUCCAACCGUCAGUCCAACAGUCAGUCCAUCAGUCAUUCCAACAGUCAGUCCAACAGUCAGUCCAUCAGUCCAAUAGUCAGUCCAAAAGUCAGUCUAACAGUCAGUCCAUCAGUCAGUCCAACAGUCAGUCCAACCAUCAGUCCAACAGUCAGUCCAAAAGUAAGUCCAUCAGUCAGUCAAAAAGUCAGUCCAUCAGUCAGUCCAACAGUCAGUCCAACAGUAAGUCAAUCAGUCCAACAGUCAGUCCAUCAGUUCAACAGUCAGUCCAACCAUCAGUCAAACAGUCAGUCCAACAGUCAGUACACCAGUCAGUCCAACAGUCAGUCCAACUGUCAGUUCAUCAGUCAGUCCAACAGUCAGUCCAUCAGUCCAACAGUCAGUCCAACCGUCAGUCCAGCAGUCAGUCCAUCAGUCAGUCCAACAGUCAGUCCAUCAGUCAAUUCCACAGUCAGUCCAACAGUCAGUCCAACUGUCAGUCCAUCCGUCAGUCCAACAGUCAGUCCAUCAGUCCAACAGUCAGUCCAACCGUCAGUCCAACAGUCAGUCCAUCAGUCAGUCUCACAGUAAGUCCAACAGUCAGUCCAACCGUCAGUCCAUCAGUCAGUCCAUCUGUCAGUCCAACAGUCAGUCCAUCAGUCAGUCCAUCAGUCAGUCCGUCAGUCCAACAGUCAGUCCAAAAGUCCAACCGUCAUUCCAACAGUCAGUCCAACCGUCAGUCCAACAGUCAGUCCAUCAGUCAUUCCAACAGUCAGUCCAACAGUCAGUCCAUCAGUCCAAUAGUCAGUCCAAAAGUCAGUCUAACAGUCAGUCCAUCAGUCAGUCCAACAGUCAGUCCAACCAUCAGUCCAACAGUCAGUCCAACAGUCAGUCCAAAAGUUAGUCCAUCAGUCAGUCCAACAGUCAGUCCAACAGUAAGUCCAUCAGUCCAACAGUCAGUCCAUCAGUUCAACAGUCAGUCCAACCAUCAGUCAAACAGUCAGUCCAACAGUCAGUCCAUCAGUCAGUCCAACAGUCAGUCAAUCAGUCAGUCCAACAGUCAGUCCCUCAGUCAGUCCAUCAGUCAGUCCAACAGUCAGUCCAUCAGUCAGUCCAACAGUCAGUCUAACAGUCAAGCCAUCAGUCAGUCCAACAGUCAGUCCAACAGUCAGUCCAUCAGUCCGUCCAACCGUCAGUCCAACCGUCAGUCCAACAGUCAGUCCAACCGUCAGUCCAACAGUCAGUCCAUCAGUCAGUCCAACAGUCAGUCCAACAGUCAGUCCAUCAGUCAGUCCAACCAUCCAACAAUCAGUCCAACAUCAGUCCAACAGUCAGGCCAACAGUCAGUCCAAAAGUCCAACCGUCAGUCCAACAAUCAGUCCAACCGUCAGUCCAACAGUCAGUCCAUCAGUCAUUCCAACAGUCAGUCCAACAGUCAGUCCAACAGUCAGUCCAAAAGUCCAACCGUCAGUCCUACAGUCAGUCCAAUAGUCAGUCCAACAGUCCAUCAGUCCGUCCACCAUCAGUCCAACAGUCAGUCCAACAGUCAGUCCAUCAGACAUUCCAACAGUCAGUCCAGCAGUCAGUCGAACAGUCACUCCAAUCGUCAGUCAAACAGUCAGUCCAUCAGUCAGUCCAACAGUCAGUCCACCUGUCAGUCCAUCAGUCAAUCCAACAGUCAGUCCAUCAGUCAGUCCAUCAGUCAGUCCCACAGUCAGUCCAACAGUCAGUCCAUCAGUCAGUCUCACAGUAAGUCCAACAGUCAGUCCAACCUUCAGUCCAACCGUCAGUCCAAUCGUCAGUCCAUCAAUCAGUCCAUCAGUCAGUCCAACAGUCAGUCCAUCAGUCAGUCCAACAGUCAGUCCAUCAGUCAGUCCAUCAGUCAGUCUGUUAGUCCAACAGUCAUUCCAUCAUCAAACAGUCAGUCCAUCAGUCAGUCCAACAGUCAGUCCAACUGUCAGUCCAUCAGUCAAUCCAACAGUCAGUCCAACAGUCAGUCCAUCAGUCAGUCCCACAGUCAGUCCAACAGUCAGUCCAUCAGUCAGUCUCACAGUAAGUCCAACAGUCAGUCCAACCGUCAGUCCAUCAGUCAGUCCAUCAGUCAGUCCAACAGUAAGUCCAUCAGUCAGUCCAUCAGUCAGUCUGUCAGUCCAACAGUCAUUCCAUCAGUCAGUCCAACAGUCAGUCCAACCGUCAGUCCAACAAUCAGUCCAACCGUCAGUCCAACAGUCAGUCCAUCAGUCAUUCCAACAGUCAGUCCAACAGUCAGUCCAACAGUCAGUCCAAAAGUCCAUCAGUCCGUCCACCAUCAGUCCAACAGUCAGUCCAACAGUCAGUCCAGCAGUCAGUCCAACAGUCACUCCAAUCGUCAGUCAAACAGUCAGUCCAUCAGUCAGUCCAACAGUCAGUCCAACUGUCAGUCCAUCAGUCAAUCCAACAGUCAGUCCAUCAGUCAGUCCCACAGUCAGUCCAACAGUCAGUCCAUCAGUCAGUCUCACAGUAAGUCCAACAGUCAGUCCAACCGUCAAUCCAACCGUCAGUCCAACCGUCAGUCCAUCAGUCAGUCCAUUAGUCAGUCCAACAGUCAGUCCAACCGUCAAUCCAACCGUCAGUCCAACCGUCAGUCCAUCAGUCAGUCCAUCAGUCAGUCCAACAGUCAGUCCAUCAGUCAGUCCAACAGUCAGUCCAUCAGUCAGUCCAUCAGUCAGUCUGUUAGUCCAACAGUCAUUCCAUCAGUCAGUCCAACAGUCAGUCCAACAGUCAGUCCAAAAGUCCAACCGUCAGUCCAACAGUCAGUCCAUCAGUCAUUCCAACAGUCAGUCCAUAAGUCCAACAGUCAGUCCAUCAGUCCAAUAGUCAGUCCAACAGUCAGUCUAACAGUCAGUCCAUCAGUCAGUCCAACAGUCAGUCCAACAGUCAGUCCAACCAUCAGUCCAACAGUCAGUCCAAAAGUAAGUCCAUCAGUCAGUCGAAAAGUCAGUCCAUCAGUCAGUCCAACAGUAAGUCCAUCAGUCCAACAGUCAGUCCAUCAGUUCAACAGUCAGUCCAACCAUCAGUCAAACAGUCAGUCCAACAUUCAGUCCACCAGUCAGUCCAACAGUCAGUCCAACUGUCAAGUCCAUCAGUCAGUCCAACAGUCAGUCCAUCAGUCCAACAGUCAGUCCAACCAUCAGUCCAACAGUCAGUCCAUCAGUCAGUUCAACAGUCAGUCCAUCAGUCAAUUCCACAGUCAGUCCAACAGUCAGUCCACCAGUCAGUCCAACAGUCAGUCCAACUGUCAGUCCAUCCGUCAGUCCAACAGUCAGUCCAUCAGUCAGUUCAACAGUCAGUCCAUCAGUCAAUUCCACAGUCAGUCCAUCAGUCAGUCUCACAUCAGUCCAUCAGUCAGUCCAUCAGUCAGUCCGUCAGUCCAACAGUCAGUCCAAAAGUCCAACCGUCAGUCCAACAGUCAGUCCAACCGUCAGUCCAACAGUCAGUCCAUCAGUCAGUCCAACACUCAGUCCAACUAUCAGUCCAACAGUCAGUCCAACAGUCAGUCCAAAAUCCAUCAGUCCAACAGUCAGUCCAACAGUCAGUCCAACCAUCAGUCCAACAGUCAGUCCAAAAGUAAGUCAAUCAGUCAGUCGAAAAGUCAGUCCAUCAGUCAGUCCAACAGUAAGUCCAUCAGUCCAACAGUCAGUCCAUCAGUUCAACAGUCAGUCCAACCAUCAGUCCAACAGUCAGUCCAACAGUCAGUCCAAACGUUAGUCAGUCAGUCAGUCAGUCCAACAGUAAGUCCAUCAGUCCAACAGUCAGUCCAUCAGUUCAACAGUCAGUCCAACCAUCAGUCAAACAGUCAGUCCAUCAGUCAGUACAACAGUCACUCUAACAGUCACUCAAAGAGCCAGUCCAACAGUCAGUCCAUCAGUCAGUCCAACAGUCAGUCCAACAUUCCAACAAUCAGUCCCACAGUCAGUCCAACAGUCAGUCCAUCAGUCAGUCUCACAGUAAGUCCAACAGUCAGUCCAACCGUCAGUCCAACCGUCAGUCCAACCGUCAGUCCAUCAGUCAGUCCAUCAGUCAGUCCAACAGUCAGUCCAUCAGUCAGUCCAUCAGUCAGUCUGUUAGUCCAACAGUCAUUCCAUCAGUCAGUCCAACAGUCAGUCCAAAAGUCCAACUGUCAGUCCAACAGUCACUCCAAUGGUCAGUCAAACAGUCAACAGUCAGUCCAUCAGUCAGUCCAACAGUCAGUCCAACGUCAGUCCAACCGUCAGUCCAACCGUCAGUCCAACCGUCAGUCCAUCAGUCAGUCCAUCAGUCAGUCCAACAGCUAA